This is a messenger RNA of Scleropages formosus (Asian bonytongue), 1727 nucleotides long. It is a transcript of the gene rtn4ip1, whose product is annotated as reticulon 4 interacting protein 1. The transcript is spliced from 10 exons. Gene Ontology annotation, cellular component: mitochondrion. The record is from RefSeq and is a predicted model, not a curated record. Gene Ontology annotation, molecular function: oxidoreductase activity. Lineage: Eukaryota; Metazoa; Chordata; Actinopteri; Osteoglossiformes; Osteoglossidae. The coding region runs from base 278 to 1462 and encodes 394 amino acids.
CGGCGGGCUGCUCGUCGCCACCUGCGCGCUUCUCUCACGGUGGGCUUCAAUGGCUUUAGUGGCUCAAAGCGGGAAACGGGCGUCACUGAGAGGAAUUCGACGUUUGCGUGAUAGUUGCACAGCACCGAGCUUCUUCUUGGCCGCGCAUGCGCGCAAGUAGAGCCGCGUUGGUUGGGCUGGCUGUUGUUGUGGAGCAGUGAGAAGUUUCCUGCCCUGAGGUCAGAGGUCAGAGGUCAGACCGAGAAGGCGAAGCACUAGCUAGCAGUCCGCGGACACGAUGGCGCGUCUGUCCCGCGGGGCGGCGUGGGCUCGGCUGCUGGCCGCCCCCGGGGGGGGUCGGGGGGUCCGAGGGCUGAGCGCCUCCGCCCCCCGGGCGACCGUCAUGGCCGCCUGGGUCAUCGACAGCUACGGCCCCAACGAGGUGCUGAGGUUCACCGAAAACGCCCCUUUCCCCGCGAUCCGUUACCCCAACGAGGUCAUCGUGAAGGUGCUCUCCGCGGGCCUCAACCCCAUAGACCUGAGCAUGAGAGGUGGGUAUGGAGCCGCGACCCUCAGGAUGAGGCGCGACCCCCUCAACGUCAACCGGAGCGGCGGCGAGUUCCCGCUGAUCCUGGGCCGCGACGUGUCCGGCGUCGUCAUGGAGUGCGGCCUCAGCGUGACCUGCUUCCGGCCGGGAGACAAGGUGUGGGCGGCCGUCCCUCCGUGGAAACAGGGCAGCCUGGCCGAAUUUGUGGUCCUCAGCGGGAACGAGGUGUCGCUGAAGCCUGGGUCGCUGAGCCACCCCGAGGCUGCAGCGGUCCCCUACGUGGCGUCAACGGCCUGGUCCACCCUCGUCAACAGCGCUGGGCUCAACAAGGACAACUGCUCCAAGAAACGGGUUUUGAUCAUCGGGGCAUCAGGAGGAGUUGGAACCUUCGCCAUCCAGAUGGUGAAAGCCUGGGGCGGGCAUGUGACUGCAGUGUGCUCCCAGAAUGCCGAGGGGCUCGUGAGAGGAUUGGGCGCCGACCACGUGGUCGAUUACGCAACCGGCGCUGUCGACAUCAAGCUGAAGACCCUCGACAAGUUCGACCUGAUCUUGGACAGUGUGGGCGGGGACACGGAGAGAUGGGCUCCGGGCCUCCUGAAGCCGUGGGCGGGGGCGAGGUACAUUACCCUGGUAACGCCCUUCUUGAGGAACACAGACGCACUCGGCGUCGCCGACGGGAUGAUGCAGUCGGCGCUCACCAUCGCCACCAAGGCACUGAAGCACUUCUCCAAAGGGGUCCACUACCGCUGGGGGUUCUUCGCUCCAAGUGGACCGGCGCUCGAUGAGGUCAGAGAGAUGGUGGACGCUGGCCAGAUCCGCCCCGUUGUGGAGCAGCAGUUCUCCUUCUCCCAGGUGCCCCAGGCCUUCCUGAAGCUGGAGAAGGGCCAUGCCCGCGGGAAGGUCGUGGUCAGCGUCGAUGGGGAUGGCAUUCAGUGAGCAGUGAAGAAGGGAUGCCAUGAAGCAACAGAGGAAGAAGUUGAGGGUUCAGCGGUGAGGAGACGACGGUGAUUUGCAUCACAGAACUGGCACAAGGAAGUGGACAAAACAGUCAUUCAAAAUGUAACAGCAUUUAUUGUGGUUUAGAAUUUACAUUAAAAAUACAGUAAUGGCUGUGGGACAGUAAAUGGUUUUCAGUUUGUCUAAUUCUUACAGCAUACAAAACAUGUCUUUAUAUAGCAGAUAGCUUCAUGGAGUGAAAAUG